GUGGAAGCGUUCCCCACAAUCCUUUGCGGUGGUUCAAGAUGACGGCUCCCAGAGGUUCCGUGAGUGAUUUGGAGAGCAGCAGCAGCAGCAGUGAUGCGGAGGAACUGGCGCGGUGCCGCGAAGCGGCAAUGCCUGCCUGGGGCUUGGAGCAGCGCUCGAGGGGGCUGGAGAAGCCAAGAGCCGAUGAGGAAAACAAAGGCUUGAGGAGUACCUCACAUCCAUUGCUCGGUGGUCAUGAUGGAAGAAAUACUCCUCUCCCUUGUGAUUAUGCCUCAGAUAAUCAGUUGCUAACCACCCAGCCAAGCCUCAGGCAUAAGGUGGAUGAGCAUGAACAAGAUGGCAACGAGCUUCAGACCACCCCCGAAUUCCGAGCCUACAUAGCCAAGAAGCUGGGAGCCCUACUGGACAGCUCCAUUACCAUUUCAGAAGUCAUGAAGGAGCCAACGAAGGCUGAGAUACAGAAAGUCACCCCAGAGGAUGAUGGCUUCCGCCUUUUCUUCACAUCCAUCCCUGAAGGCCCUGCGAGGAAAGCUUCCCCCGAGCCCCGCCGAAAGCGAUUGCCUUCCAGCUCCAGCAGCGAGGAGAGCGACGAGGAGUGGCAGCGGUGCCGGGAAGCAGCUGUGUCAGCCUCCGACAUUCUCCAGGAGUCUGCCAUCCACGGCCCCGUCAGCGUGGAGAAGGAGGCAGAGAAGAAGAAAAAGAAGUCAAAAAAGAAAGCCAAGAAGGAGGCCAACGUGGACUUGGCCGCAGCCACCGCCACAAGCAAGGCCACAGUCAGCAAGCAGGAAAAGGAGUUGGCCAAGCUCAAUGGAGAACAGGCAUCACUUGGGACCAAAAAGAAGAAAAGGAAGAAAAAGGCAAAGAAGGCCAGUGAGGCCUCCCUGUUCCCACCAGCAAAGAGUGCAGCAGCUGUGCCCACAAACUGACCCCAGCCAGCGGUCACAGGGCACAAAUAGCCCCAGCGACGAGGCAUUUCCAGGACCUGCCUCCCUCUCCAAGUUCAAGGACUUGGCCAGCAAGUUCAGACUCUGCCCAAGGGUCUGAUAGGGGCUUGCCGAAGGGUUAAGGCGAAGCCUUGGUUGUAGGGUGAGAAGCCUAAGCAAGGCCUGCCCUCCUAUGCUCCCACUGGGUGCUGGGGCAGACCUGUAGUACCAGAACAUUCCAUGGCCUCAGGAAGAAGGGACCUUCCAGUUAUUCAACACUGAUGGCCAAGUGGUAAAGCUUCCAUCACCCCAUUACUGUCUGAAGAGAGCGGGUGAAGGGAAACCUUUUCCUUCUCCACAUCCUCAGCCUGUUGUGGGAGAUAAUCUUAAGAAAAUGAGGGAAGGGGUCCCCAAAGUGCCAAGGCCCAAAGAGCUUGUACUUCUCCCUUCAUACCACACAGACUGGAUAUAACAUUGAGAAAGAAAGAGA
This is a messenger RNA of Pteropus alecto (black flying fox), 1413 nucleotides long. It is a transcript of the gene CUNH12orf43, whose product is annotated as chromosome unknown C12orf43 homolog. Gene Ontology annotation, biological process: Spemann organizer formation; negative regulation of Wnt signaling pathway; Wnt signaling pathway. The transcript has 8 exons. The record is from RefSeq and is a predicted model, not a curated record. NCBI's taxonomy places the organism in Eukaryota, Metazoa, Chordata, Mammalia, Chiroptera, Pteropodidae. The coding region runs from base 39 to 926 and encodes 295 amino acids.